AUGUCGGCAGAAGUAGAUGGAUUCGACUGGGAGGCCGUUCUGGCCGACUGGCAGAGGAGAGGCAACAACCUGGCCACGGUGCACGCGGUUCCGGUCCUCGUGUCGGCGGUGCUGUGGACGCUUGUCCAUGAGUGCUCCGGGUGGGUGCUGGGCUUCUUCCUCAACACCAAGCUUGACCUGCCACCCACCCACAGCUUCAAGUGGCGCAGUCGAGUGGUGUCCUUCUUCUUCAGCCUCACCAUACUGGUGGGCGCCUUCUACGGACUUCUCUUCGACCCCUUCCUCCAGGGCGACUCCUUCACCUCGUACUCGACCGUGGCGUACUACACCAUUACCACUGCAGUGGGCUUCUUCUUGUGGGACGUCAUCAUCUGCGCGCGCCACUACGACGAGUUCCGCUUCCCUCUCCUCUUCCAUGGCAUCGCUUGCCUCCUCACCUUCCUCCACUCGCUGCAGGACGGCAAGUUCAUGUACUACGGCUGCUUCUACCUGACCUUCGAGGCCAGCACGCCCUUCCUCAACAUGCAGUGGCUGCUGGAGAAGAUGAACGCACGCCCGUCCCUGAAGCUGGCCAACGGUGUCUUGCUGCUGUCGUCCUUCUUCGUGUUCCGCAUCGCACUGGGCAUCGGCUACUCCUUCCUCGUAUGGCAGGACAUCAACGAGCGCCUGCCCGCCAUGACCGACUCGUCCGACCGGUUCUUCGGCUACUACUACACCAUUGCGAUGCUCUCUCUCAGCUUGCUCAACGUCUACUGGUUCUACCUCCUCUGUCGGCUCAUGGUGGCCAGGAUCACCGGCACCGACAACAGCUCGAAGAAGACGCAGUGA
Acanthamoeba castellanii str. Neff is the source of this 828-nucleotide messenger RNA. RefSeq lists its product as uncharacterized. Bases 1 to 828 code for a protein of 275 amino acids. Gene Ontology annotation, cellular component: membrane; endoplasmic reticulum. NCBI's taxonomy places the organism in Eukaryota, Discosea, Longamoebia, Acanthamoebidae. The transcript has 2 exons. The record is from RefSeq and is a predicted model, not a curated record. Gene Ontology annotation, biological process: lipid homeostasis.